AUGCAAAAGCUACAGGGAGUCUACAUCAACAAGCUCAAAUUGGAGGACUUCAAUAUCACGGAGUUGCAAGCCUCGUGGUUUGCCAACAGCUUCAACGAAAUAGAGACAAUCGACGAGGAAUAUCUGUACGGCUUACCCGAACUCCGCCAUGUGUCGUUGUCGCACAAUAGUAUACACAUGUUACCGCCAAACCUUUUCAUAAAAACAAGAUUGCUGAAGGAAGUGGAACUUCAAGUUAACCGCAUUUCUUCUAUAGAAGGAGCGUUCAAUGACCUACCCCAAUUAGAGGUUCUUCUUCUGAGCCAGAACAACAUCAGUGAUACGGACACCAUAGCAAGAUCCACUUUGCCGAAUUUGAAGGAACUCGCCCUCGGACAGAAUUGCAUAAAAGUUAUUACCAAGUUUUCAUUUCGUAAAUCUCGAAUUCGACGUGUCGACUUGAGCAAUAACGCCGUGACCGAUAUAAUGCCGGGAGCUUUCAAGCUACUCGACCAGCUGACCAAGCUAGACCUAAAAAAUAAUAGCAUUUCAUUCUUAAACGACUCCUAUUUUGCACAUGAUUCGAUUCUGGAACACAUAGAUAUUUCUAUGAACAGGCUAACGACGCUUUCGAAGGCAUUCAAUUGGACGCGAAAGAUUGAGGUAAUGAAACUAUCGUUCAACAAAAUUCUGGACAUCAGCGAUGCCUUCAGCGAACUGACAGAGCUCCGUGAGCUCUACCUGAGGGGCAAUUUAAUUUCUUGCAUUCAGCCCCGCACUUUUCAAGGCAACGUUCACCUAAUACACAUAGACUUGGAUUUAAACAAUAUCAGGUGGAUUGCAAAGCACGCAUUUGAAGGCCUUUUGUCUUUAAGAAGAUUGCACCUCGACAGAAACCUACUGGUUUCCCUCAACGGUUCAGUAAGAAAUCUGCCUCAAUUGCAAUAUCUGGGUGCGUCAUUCAACGUUAUAUCGAGCUUGGAAAAAUGGGAGUUUGGCAAUAUCAGCGCUUUGACUGCCAUUUAUCUCGAGGGGAACAACAUCAGCAACGUGGAAGGGGCUUUCAUCGGUGUGACUGGCCUGCUUUCCUUGAACCUAGGCAAUAAUCAAGUGGAACUCCUCCGAAGAAGUGACUUUGCGCUGGAAAUCUCGGGCUCUGUGGCGGUUCGGGAUGCCAGCAACAUCGUUUGUGCAAGAAACUCCAACCUUCUCGUGUCUCAAAAAAAAUUCGUUACAUUGGGACAGAAAGACCUCUGCCCGCCCGCGAUACCAAGAGGAGUGGUGUACCUCCUGCUGGCUUUCGGUCUCCUGGCGAUCACAUUAGCGCUGUUGGCCGCUUAUCUACGCUACAAGCAGGUGCUGAAGAUGUGGCUACGUGGUCGUGGCGUGUGUGGUUUGGCGUGGGGCGUCGCGGAGGACGAGCUGGACGCGGAUAAGCUGUUUGAUGUGUUCGUGUCGUUCAGCAGCAAUGACGCCGACUGGAUACACGAAGAAAUCAUUCCGCGACUGGAGGCCAGUGGCUUCGCCUGCUGCACUUACGAGCGCAAUUUCAAGGGCGGCUUCCUUCUGCAGGACAUCAUUCACGAUGCUGUGGCGUGCUCACGGCGGACACUUCUUGUUCUCACGCAGAACUUCUUGGCAAGUGACUGGUGCCGCUUGGAGUUCCGGUUGGCACACCAGCGUGCUCUGCAGGACAACGUCAAUCGGCUUGUCAUUGUCCUUGUGGACGAGCUGGUGCUUGGUGCACUUGAUGAAGACCUGCGGCUGUACGUGCGUGCAGCGAACUACCUGCGUUGGGGUGAGCCGAACUUCUGGGACAGGCUGCUGCACUCGCUUCCCACGAAAGAAGCUGAAAGAAAGCUCAUCAUCGAGGGAGUGCCAUCGCAGCUUCCCGCAAGCGGCAGUGGCGACAUCGAGAUGAAUAGCUUUUUAGAUGCAACCAUAGAAUGA
Messenger RNA from Dermacentor andersoni, 1929 nucleotides. NCBI's taxonomy places the organism in Eukaryota, Metazoa, Arthropoda, Arachnida, Ixodida, Ixodidae. The record is from RefSeq and is a predicted model, not a curated record.